Molecule: messenger RNA, 3258 nt
Organism: Giardia duodenalis
Lineage: Eukaryota; Fornicata; Diplomonadida; Hexamitidae
Exons: 1
Coding region: 1-3258 (1085 amino acids)
Source: RefSeq, a predicted model, not a curated record
AUGGAUGAGGUAACUGCACUGCGGAAGCGCGUGGUUGACCUCCAAGUACAGUCUCUAGGAUCCUCGUUUACGCAGGAAGAAAUUACCUCCAUUGAGGAUGGCAUCCGGUUCGACGCCGCACAGCUCCUACAUCGAUUGUUUCCGUAUCAGUCUGUUAAGCAGCACUACAACGGCUCGACCAUUUGCGGGGAUUCUGGUCGCUUUCAAGCCAACAUAGCAUUCAUUACUCGAUUACGGGCCGCAAUUUUAAACGCGGCUGAGGUCCAACAAGCGGUGAAGAACGGCUCUUUCGAUCGCGCUGAAAGUGAUCUCGAAGGGCUUGGAAGGCUAUCUCCACCAGAAAUAGACACAAAGAGAUAUAGCUGCGACUCAGACGAUGAUAGGAGGAGCAGGUCAGCAAAACAGAAGGCCCAAACGCUCCAUGUAACAAUUUCAGAGUCAGAGCAGGAGCUUUUACGUUUGCAAGCAGAGUAUGCGUCCCUCAACGUUGUCCGGCAGGAGCGAGACGACUAUGAGGAACAAGAGUUAUUACAGGUUGAGGAAGCACUUGCCGCCAUAACACGAAACUCUGAGUCGGCACUUCAGCAAGUCAUGGUUUCUCUUGCCUAUGCACAUGCACUCAUAGAAUUCACUUCCUUGUCAUCAGAAACGAAGACGGAGUACAUCAAAUUAGCAAGCACAUGUGACAGUGAGGCGCGCAGAGCCGUUCUUGGCGCUGAAAUGAGUGCCGUGUCAGAUCAUGUACCAGACGGAAGGGCGUUGGCGUCUAAAGUAGAGUUGGUGAGAACGGGACUGAUAAAGCUAUUUGGAGAGGACGUUGUUGACCAAGGAUUUACAGACCUCUUAGCUAUACAAAGAGAGAGAGUCAUCGAUGCCAUUGCUGAUUCAGUCGAUAACGUUCUGGAAGCCGUAAUGGAAACAUGGCCUCGAUCACAUGCUAAGCGUGAGACAAACACGGCAAAUGCAUUUGAGUCGUACGAUAUCCCUCAAGACCUUGGCUCACUUACAACUUCAGACCUUAAGGCCCCCAACAUGUCACGGACAGUGGCCGCCGACGAAGUGGUUGCCAAGCCAUAUGUGCCAGAAACUUGUAAAGUUCGGUACCCCCGACUCCCUAUUCCUAGUGGAGAUGUGGGUGAGACAGAUAGUGUGCUUUCUAUAUGCGUCGAUGAGCAAAAUCUACGUAAGCAAGGUCCUGGCUCAAAGAAAAGCGAUCACUCGGAAGCAAAAGCAUGCUCUACUCUGGAAUCAGGGUCCCAUGUCCCAGAGGUUUCAAACAUAUCCGUCCUCAAACCAACUGACUCUCCGCGACUCCAAAUUGAGCGGGCCGAACGUGAACGCGUCACUAUCUAUACAAAACUACGUGAAACAAUCACGCAACGAAUUGAAAAGGGUGUCCGACAGACUACGCCACCUGAUGCAAGCCCUAUUGAGGGCCCAAGUGUUCUAUCAGCGAUAAGAAACCGUGCAUCCGCCCCAUCUACACCAGGCACUCAGCUCGAAGAUGUCAAAAACACAACCAAAGUAUCGCAUCCUCCACGCCAUGAUAGCGUUGAUGAACUGAUUAGCACGGUAAAUAAGCAUAUGCAAAGGCUUGAGUCCUUAACUAGUAGCAACACAUUCAGCGCCGUUCCCGCAGUCCAGAGUCCCGAAAUUGAAGUAUUAUUUAGCAGACCUCAGCUGGAUAAAAUAAGCAUUGAUAGGCGUGUGAGCAGCACAAGCCACGUCAGCCCAGAGCAACUGCAAGCUGAUACACCACUUAGAGAUACUUCGGAGCUAGAAAAUGUUACUGAAGAUUACACCUUUAGUCAAUUACAAGCAAAUGAUAAUGAUAACGAUAACAAUGACGAGGAGACCAGCAACAACAGUAAGAGCUACCCUACACUCACGUUCGACACAGCCUACGAUCAAGAUUCACUGCCACAAUUCCUGCGUGGAGAAGACUCUUCACAGAAAUCUAUUAUUGCGGAAAAGGAAGAGACUAUUCUACGCCGGGAAGAAAUGCGCAAACAGCUCGAGGCCUUAUAUAGGCAACGGGAGCUUAUUCUACAACAGAAAAAGCAGAAGACCCAACAGAAAGAGACAAAGAAGAUAGAUUAUCGGAGUGAGCGAAAACUUACGCCAGAUAUAACUGCAACUGAAGCAAAACGCAAGGCCUCCCAAGAGAGGAUAGAUAAGCUUGCGACCCCUCGGAGGCGCUUCGACACCCCAAAAAGAGAUGAAAAGAAUGACGAGCAAAGCUCCCAAUCCAGCACCACUAUUGCCCAAAGCACUAGAACGCCUCAGAAGAGGACAACAUCUGCGCGUAGCUGUACACGAGAAACCCCAAAACGCGAUAAGCAGCACGUGUCUUUUAACAGCAAUUCCCACACUGAAGCUCGGGAAUCCACUUCUAAACCAAGUGGAAUAUCCGUGGGAGCCUACCCGUCCAGCAUCUAUCUUGAAGAAACUGACGAGUUAGAUGUCGAUAGCCAGAGCAUGACAAGACCAGCACGCUCAAGACCAGACUCUGGCGGAAAAUCCAGGCUGCCCCGGCCUAUAUUAACUGAUGACCUUUCUUUAGCAGCACACAAUCCCAGACCUCCUUUGCCGUCGUAUCUAGAGUCCCCACCCACAGUUGAUCUCCCAGGAAGUAAGCACAGCGCAUCAACGCGCACUCACAGUAGGCACCAAACGAGAUCUACCACUCCACCAUCUACCAUGCCGCUCAGCGCAACGUAUAACUUCGAGCACAGCGGCUCCUAUAUGCCUCUUAGAAGAGAGAGGACACUACCGCAUAGCUCUGUCAUUCAUCCAGUGAUUGGACCAAUCCUUUCCCCGCUAAGAUCAAAAAUUCUAUCUGAGACUCAAUUUGAAAUAGAACGUAAGAAGGCGAUAAGGAGACGGAAGGAGUAUGAGCGGAAGGAAAAGGAGCGACGCGCAGGGGAGACGACAGUGAAGGAGGAGCUUCUCAAACAAAGGGAUCAGAGAAUACGAGAUUUUGUAAAGAGAAUGGAAGGCGGCAAUUUCCAGGAGAAGACCUUCAAAAAGCUUUUGGACAAGAGAUCCACUGGGGCUACUUCCGGACAAUCCGGUAGUUUGGAUCAGACCACCAGAGCACGAUCCAAAAAUAGGUUUGAUGCAGAAGAAGAGGAGCAGGGUGCCAAACGCAACAAUAUCGAUGACCGGCUGACCAGGGCGAGUGAAGCUGGAUACGAUUGCAUGGAUGAUGGUCUGAAGAGUAUUCUUUCGGACAUUGAGCACGAUCUUUUCGACUAA